AUGGAUCCUAAGCAACGUUUCUACAACCAUUUCCUGGAGAGUGUUACAGUACUCCAAGACCUGAUCGAUGAGCUACCAUCCAUUGCUAGUGUCGGUGGUGAGCGCCAGGAGGCCAUUGAUCACAUUCUAGCCAGUAUCGCCAAGCUACAAAACGAAGUGUCUGAUGCUGCCGACUACACACCUUCUUAUGACAGAAAACAGUAUUCUGAGACCAUUAAGACUCUCCAGGACAAAUUGAAUGAGACAAUCACCAAAAUCACACCAAAGUCAAAAUUUCAGUUUCGUCGUAAGACCGACCACGUUGAUAUGGGCGCUCCUGAGAACGACCCUCGACUUAGCCCUGGAAGCCAUUCUCGGGCCAAGCAUGACACGACCAUUGCAUCUACCAUCGCCAGUCCUCCUUCGGCGACAAAGGAAGACACUCUCAGCGAAUUACCGCCUAAGGAUACCUACAAAAAUUACAAUGAAGAGAUGGCUCGACCCAGCGCAUCUUCCCUUCGUAAGCCCAGCUUCUCUGCUGCCAAGAAUAUUGGCAUUUCGAAUCAUUCAGGGCUACACAUUAUUCUACCGUCUUCGGCAUCCCGUGCCACCUCUUCGGGUAGUCUCACUGAUCUCAAGAAUUGUAUCAUCGAUAUGUCUAUUCCGACAUCCUCGGGCACAGCUUUCCCUGGCCUUGCUAUUAAGAAUGUAUCCAAGAGCCUCAUCGUCGGGGGUCGCGUCAACGGCGCAGUUCAUAUCACAGGAGUGUCUGACAGCACUAUAGUUGUUGUGGCCAGGCAAGUGCGGAUUCAUGAGUGCAGUAACGUUGACAUCUACCUACAUUGUGGAAGCCAUCCUAUUAUUGAGGACUGCUCUGGCAUGCGAUUUGCACCUCUGCCCAAGCCCUAUACGACUGACGCUGAGGAGCCUGGGGAAAACCAGUGGGAUCAGGUCGAUGACUUUAAGUGGUUAAAGGCUGGUCACAGUCCUAACUGGACCACUCUGUCCGAAAACGAAAGGCUCAGUGAUGACCUUUGGAGAUCUGUCGUCCCUGGCCAGCCUGGUGUCAGUGUGGAGGAGUCCUUGAAAAAGCUGGGCAUUCCACGGAGGUGA
Messenger RNA from Fusarium proliferatum ET1, 1092 nucleotides. RefSeq names its product putative tubulin folding cofactor C. Bases 1 to 1092 code for a protein of 363 amino acids. Gene Ontology annotation, molecular function: tubulin binding. The transcript has 4 exons. Gene Ontology annotation, cellular component: cytoplasm. The record is from RefSeq and is a predicted model, not a curated record. Gene Ontology annotation, biological process: tubulin complex assembly; post-chaperonin tubulin folding pathway. NCBI's taxonomy places the organism in Eukaryota, Fungi, Ascomycota, Sordariomycetes, Hypocreales, Nectriaceae.